AGACGUUGAGGGCGGAGCCGCGCUGUGCGCGGUGACUGGCGGCGGCACUGGCGGCACCUGGAGACGUAAUAGUGCGGGGUUUAGGCUUGGAGAAGUUCCGAGGCGGCAGAGGCGCCGGCGACGGCUUCGACAGCGGGAGCGGGCCGGGGCUUGGCGCUCACCAUGCCGACGGUGGAGGAGCUUUACCGCAACUACGGCAUCCUGGCCGACGCCACGGAGCAAGUGAGCCAGCAUAAAGAUGCCUAUCAAGUGAUACUGGAUGGUGUCAAAGGCGGUACCAAGGAAAAACGAUUAGCAGCUCAGUUUAUUCCGAAAUUCUUCAAGCAUUUUCCUGAACUGGCGGAUUCUGCUAUCAAUGCACAGUUAGACCUCUGUGAAGAUGAAGAUGUAUCAAUUCGACGCCAAGCAAUUAAAGAGCUGCCUCAGUUUGCCACUGGAGAAAAUCUCCCCCGAGUGGCAGAUAUACUAACCCAACUUUUGCAGACAGAUGACUCUGCAGAAUUUAACUUAGUCAACAAUGCCCUGUUAAGUAUAUUUAAGAUGGAUGCAAAAGGAACUUUAGGCGGCUUAUUUAGCCAGAUACUUCAAGGAGAGGAUAUUGUUAGAGAACGAGCAAUUAAAUUCCUUUCUACAAAACUUAAGACUUUACCAGAUGAAGUCUUAACAAAGGAAGUAGAAGAAUUUAUACUAACGGAAUCCAAAAAGGUCCUAGAAGAUGUGACUGGUGAAGAAUUUGUUUUGUUCAUGAAGAUACUGUCUGGGUUAAAAAGCUUACAGACAGUGAGUGGGAGACAGCAGCUGGUAGAGCUGGUGGCCGAGCAGGCCGACCUGGAGCAGACCUUCAACCCUUCGGACCCGGACUGUGUGGACAGGCUCCUACAGUGCACUCGGCAGGCAGUGCCCCUCUUCUCUAAAAAUGUCCAUUCCACAAGAUUUGUGACUUAUUUCUGUGAGCAAGUUCUGCCUAAUCUCAGUACCUUGACUACCCCAGUGGAGGGUCUUGAUAUACAGUUGGAGGUGUUAAAAUUGUUGGCAGAAAUGAGUUCAUUUUGUGGUGACAUGGAGAAACUAGAAACAAAUUUAAGAAAACUAUUCGAUAAAUUAUUGGAGUACAUGCCUCUUCCACCAGAAGAAGCAGAAAAUGGCGAGAAUGCUGGGAACGAAGAACCCAAGUUGCAGUUCAGCUAUGUGGAAUGUUUGUUGUACAGUUUUCAUCAGUUGGGCCGAAAACUCCCAGAUUUCUUAACAGCCAAACUGAAUGCAGAAAAGCUCAAAGAUUUUAAAAUCAGGCUGCAGUACUUCGCCCGGGGCUUGCAGGUUUAUAUCCGACAACUUCGCUUGGCUCUCCAGGGUAAAACCGGCGAGGCAUUAAAAACAGAAGAGAACAAGAUUAAAGUUGUUGCAUUGAAAAUAACAAACAACAUCAAUGUUUUAAUCAAGGAUCUCUUCCACAUUCCUCCUUCUUAUAAGAGCACAGUAACAUUAUCUUGGAAACCAGUACAGAAGGUUGAGAUUGGGCAAAAAAGAACCAAUGAAGAUACAACUUCAGGUUCACCACCUAAGAAAUCUCCAGCAGGACCAAAAAGGGAUGCCAGACAGAUUUAUAAUCCCCCCAGUGGAAAAUACAGCAGCAACUUGGGCAACUUUAAUUAUGAGCAGAGAGGAGCCUUCAGGGGAAGUAGAGGUGGCCGAGGUUGGGGAGCCCGAGGAAAUCGCAGUCGCGGAAGACUCUACUGAAUAAGACAUCACAUUCUCCAAGCAUUGUCAUGAGCUUAAUAAAUGUAAACUCUACUACUCAUUGGAUUGCCGGGGAUGUCCCUUUAAAAGGACUGCUGCCUUCAGUUAAAAAUUUAAUGUUCUUUAUACCUUUGUAUGUAUGAUCUACUUUUGUAACAGACCAUGGUGUCUCCAAGGUAAAACCACAAUAUUUUUGGAUGCUUUGUCCCAAUCUUGUUUUUGCAAUAUCAUCAUUCAGAUUUCAUAUUGUUUACUUUUAAAACAUCUUAAUAAUUUGUUAUUAAGAGUAGUUUGAAUUUAAAAAGUAAGGAAAUUCAGUCUUGUUCUGAUAAUCAGUUUUGAAAGGUAACUAAUUUUCUUCUCCUGUCUUACCUUUUUUUACCAAAUAUAUGAAGAAGAGUAAUAGUCUCAACAUUUUAUUUUCCUUGUUAUUUUAAUAAAGCUGCUAGGCACUUGUGCAGCAUUCUCUCUUAGGGAAAUGCCAGCUUUCUUAAAAUGUAGAAGUGACAGUACAUUUUUAGGAGGAAGUAAAUUGUUUUGCACUGCUUCCUUUACUCUUCUGCAUAUAUUGGGAUACAGCUUUUAAAUACGGGAAUCUUACUAUUUGAAUAGAAAUGUGUAUGUAUAAUAAGCAUGUAUCUGUAUGUAUGUGUGUGUGUAUACAUACAUAUAUAUGUGCAUGCUGUGAAAGGAGUACACAACAAAUCAAUAUUUUAAAUUCCAGGGAUGAGUAGUCUUUGACAUGGUGAUUAUCCUUUUGAGGCUGAGUCCAUUACUGACUUCUCUAGGUUUUUGUUCCCCAUAGAGAGGAAUUUUGAGUCAGUUGCACUUACAUGAUUAUUGUUAUUUAAAACUAAAACAACGGCUGUAUUUUCAGAGAUAAAUUUGGGGAUCCCUGUUAGUAAAAUACAGCCAAAUCUGAUGUAUAUAUAGGUUUCUACAGGAUGAAUAGUAUAAUUUAGGAUUUAAAGAUCUAAUAACCAGGGCUACCCAGGAAAAGUGACUUGAUAACAUAGUACAAGUGAGGGAGGCUCUCCGUUUGCUUUUGCCACUUUUAAGACUUUAACUUCUCAGGUUAUUAACCAAAUUAUUGUAUAAGUUAGCAAAUAGAAUCCUUAGAUUAAAACAACAGAUGGGAGGUUUGUGGAGUGUCUAAUGUCAUAGACCCAUUGCUCUGCAUUUGAUUAUUUCAUUUAUUUUUGUUCCAUAGUUAACCUUCUCUCCCAAAUUUGCUAUUAAAAUCAGAUGCCCAAAUGACAUUUCUAGUAGUUUGAUGUAUUUUUUGAGGAAUAGUUUGUGAUUACAAUGCAGGUGUCUUCAUUACCAUUACUUAUACACUGGGAGUAAACAAAACCCCUUUGUUAGAAUUACUGCACAUGUCUAUAGGGAAGAUACUUCUUAAAGGCUGGAAUGAUACAAGUGAGCCUAAGAAAUUGGUCAGCUUUACUAUGGAGUGAUGGCAAUAAUCUCUAUAAACAUUCCAAAAGCCUGAGCUGCACCUAGCUUCCUUGGAACCUGAACAGACAUAGGAACAUGGAAUUACAUUUGCAAACCUCUACUAUCUGGUCUGGACCUCAUAGACAGAUCAGCCAGUGACCUAAAGCCAUUUCAGAAACUAAGUUGGGGCCCCAGCUAUAUAGAUUUGAACAUUAAGUGCACUGUUUUCCUCUUUUCUAAGCAUAUUUGUAAAUUUAACACCGAACAAAAGUGACUUGACUUUCUCACGUUUGAUACUGAUCUGACACUGUUCUUUCCUUUAACACUGUUGUUCCCCUUCCUUCUCCUAAGGCAAUAGUUAGGGGGUUUUUGCUUCAAAAAUUAAAAUGAAAAACUUCACGCCAUGGAUUUUUCUUUUACAAGACACCUGUUUACCACUUUGUUUAAAUGUAAAUGUUCCCUUAUGCUUUUGAAAUAAAUUUCCUUUUGUA
Messenger RNA from Chinchilla lanigera (long-tailed chinchilla), 3665 nucleotides. RefSeq names its product apoptosis inhibitor 5 (gene Api5). Gene Ontology annotation, molecular function: RNA binding. NCBI's taxonomy places the organism in Eukaryota, Metazoa, Chordata, Mammalia, Rodentia, Chinchillidae. The transcript is spliced from 14 exons. The coding region runs from base 163 to 1737 and encodes 524 amino acids. Gene Ontology annotation, cellular component: nucleus. Gene Ontology annotation, biological process: negative regulation of apoptotic process. The record is from RefSeq and is a predicted model, not a curated record.